GAGGCGGCUGCGGAGACGAUGAGCGUCAUCGCACUGAGCAGUGGUUUGUGAGUUGGCGCGGGGGCAGGAGAGGAGAGAGCACUCCGCCUUUUUUUUUUUUUUUUUUUUUUCUACACGUAGCUUUCGGGUUGUUGCAAAGCGCCCCGCCUGGAGGAUGCCGAAGACAACCUCCCCCCCCGCCCUCUCCCAUCAUUGCUGCUGCUCCAGUUGUGUAACGUCUUUUCUCCGAGUCGAGGCCAUCAGCCGCGCACGGCCCGUCCGUUUGCGUGGUGUUUGUCUUGUUCAACGGUGGCGUGGCUCAACCACCUACAGAAGCGAAAAUGCCGAGUGUUCUUGACGGACCCGUUUUGCGUCGUUUCCUGGCGGAAAAUCCUUAAUUGUGCGUGAAAAGUAGGUCACCGACACUUUUUCUUUUUCCAUCUUCAUCCGCUGCGGAGAAAGCUCGGGCGCACUUUGUGCUGUGAAGUGCGCGCGAAUUGGAUUACCACACUGCGUACAAGACGCCGUAUCUUUCUGCCUCACCAAGAUCCUGCGACGGAGACGUUUUCGGUGCGUCACUGCAUCGUCUAUAGCUGCAAGAGGCAGCGGUACCGUAACAUGGACCGCACUAAGUGGCUGCUGCUACUGUGGCCGCCUCUCCUGUUGCCGCACGGAGUGCAGGCGGGCGGCGAUCCAUCGCUGGAGCUGGCCAAGGCGCGCCUGCUCCAGGCCCUCGGUCUGGAAUCGGCCCCGCACAGAGGCUCCAGGCUACCUGUGGUGCCGGACCACAUGGCCAGGCUGUUCUCCAAGUGGCAAGACAACGAGGGGGCCUUCCUGACCACUGGCGGCGCCGCCGACACCGUCCGCAGUCACACGCCCUGGGGCCCGGACCGCGAGGCGCAGACCGGCGGAGCCCGCUUCCGCUUCAACGUGAGCGGAAACCCGGACGAGAGCCUGCUGGGCGCCGAACUGCGCCUUUUCCGGCUUCCGGCCGAGCCCGCCGAGUGCCCCGGUGGGCCGGCGCCCGUCGAACUGGUCCGAGCGUACGAAGUGCUCCGGCCGGCCACGCGCAAACUGGGCGAGGCGCACCUCAGGCUCCUGGACACGCGUGCCGUCUCGUCGCGUCACAAGGGCUGGCUGGCCCUAGACGUGCUUCCGGCGGUGCGGCGCUGGCUGGUCGGGGAGCCCAACCACGGCCUCUACGUCCAGGUCGUCGACGCCCGGACGGGCGCCUCCAACUCCAGCCGGGUCCUCCUGCGGCGCGAGCGGCACAGCGAGCGGUACUGGGCCCCGAGGCGGCCCGUGCUAGUGACGUACUCGGCCGACGGCAAGAGCGCGGCGGCGGCGCCUUCGCGGGUGCGCCGCGGCGCCCGGCGCCGCAAGCAGCCGCAGGGCAAGCAGGGGCGCGACGCGUGCCGCCGCCACUCGCUGCGCAUCGAGUUCAGUCACGUGGGCUGGAACGACUGGAUCGUGGCGCCGCCCAGCUACGAGGCGUACUACUGCCACGGCACGUGCCCGUUCCCGAUGCCCGACCAUCUGAACAGCACCAACCACGCGAUCGUGCAGUCGCUGGUCAACUCGAUGCGUGCCAGCAAGGUGCCCGGCGCGUGCUGUGUGCCCACUGACCUGUCGCCCGUGUCACUGCUGUACGUGGACGCGUUCGAGCGCGUCGUCCUCAAGAACUACCAGGACAUGGUCGUCGAGGGAUGCGGGUGCAGGUGAUAGCACUCUUCAACGUCUUCUCGUGGCAUUUGAAACUGAAUCUCAACGACGCUCGUAACAAAAGUGGUGCGAGGUGAUCAGCUCGAGACAAGUGACCCGCAGGGUGCCUUCGAGGACUGGAUAAGGCGACACUGGUGGUGCCAUCGAUCUCUCAAACCCCGAGAUUCGCCAAACAGCCUCUGGAAACUGGAAACCUAGUCGACACCACUACACCUUGAGACGACACGUCUUUCGGGACUGAGUGAGGAAGUCAAGCCAGCGCCAGGGCUGCUCAUUAAGACUUCCCCUCAAGGACGAAAUGUUAAGUGUCAAGUGAUGCUACUGUGCCUUUGAAAGACAAUCCAAUGGCCUAAUUAAAUGGCCUACUAACUAUACCACUGUCCCUGUGAGAACAGGUUUUUAGGGACCACAAGUCGAAACGAAUCGAUGCUGGCUGCUGCUAUACAAGAUGAAAAAAUAUGUAGGGAAAUCUGGUCAAUGACCCAACUGCUGGCUUGUCUAGCAGCUGUGCUAAGCACGAGUGAAUGCUUUACAGUACUUACAACCAAGGCAUGCUCUGUACAGCGCUUGUCCGAUUGCUUCAUACAACAGAUGACAAUUACUUGAAUGGGCAUGCUUGAGCAGGUUCUCUGUCCUUCACAUUGACAAAAUGGUAUAUAAAAUAGUAGUACCACAAGUGUUGUUGAGUGAGGCCCAAGCUUUUGCAUUAGAUUGCCUUAGAAAGCCUUAACAAUGCUUGCUUGUCAACCUGAGCAACUUGGUGAAGAGGAAGUGCUCGAUGCACAAGGGCUCAUAGCAUGAAUUUUGAAUGUGACAUUGCACGCUCACCUAUUCAGAUGUGCCAUGCUUUGUUUUGCUAUUUUCCUGGCAGCAUAUGAAACAAAUGGAAGUGAACAAUGGCAGACUUUAUUUUUGUAUUUUCUCUAUUUUUAUUUAGUUGUGCAUUGAAUUAAUUGCACAGUCUGUCGGGGUGUUCAGAAGGAAUCUCAAAACAUCGUUCUGCUGCUUAUUAGCAGACAGAUUAAAAAAAAAUGUAUAAACCAGUAUCAAUAUAAUGUCUUGCUUGUGUACACUGUAUGACUAUGUUUACCUUGUACCAUGUGCAAAUCACGGUGAUGAAGCUCUUCUGCGAAAUAGCUGAUGCAAAACUUAUGUAUCAAUAAAACAAAAGCACAACAGUGGGCAUACA
Molecule: messenger RNA, 2890 nt
Organism: Dermacentor silvarum
Lineage: Eukaryota; Metazoa; Arthropoda; Arachnida; Ixodida; Ixodidae
Gene: dpp
Product: bone morphogenetic protein 2
Exons: 2
Coding region: 598-1701 (367 amino acids)
Biological process (GO): SMAD protein signal transduction; BMP signaling pathway
Cellular component (GO): extracellular region
Molecular function (GO): cytokine activity; growth factor activity
Source: RefSeq, a predicted model, not a curated record